GCGGGAGGGAGAUCCGCUGUGGAGUUACGGGAAAGUUGGUCCGAGUUCCCAGAGUUUCCCUCUGUAGUUCCCCCGGGCUUGGCCCGCCGGUGCCCGGGUUCCCGUCUUCCCUCAGGCUUUCGCCGUUCACCCGCUCCCUCUUUCUGCCACCGGCCGCCAUGGAGCAGCCGCCGGCGCCUAAGAGCAAACUAAAAAAGCUGAGUGAAGACAGUUUAACUAAGCAGCCUGAAGAAGUUUUUGAUGUAUUAGAGAAGCUUGGAGAAGGGUCUUACGGAAGUGUAUUUAAAGCAAUCCAUAAAGAAUCUGGCCAAGUUGUUGCAAUUAAACAAGUACCUGUUGAGUCAGAUCUUCAGGAAAUAAUCAAAGAAAUUUCUAUAAUGCAGCAAUGUGACAGCCCUUACGUUGUAAAGUACUAUGGCAGUUAUUUUAAGAACACAGACCUUUGGAUUGUUAUGGAGUACUGUGGAGCUGGCUCUGUCUCAGACAUAAUUAGAUUGCGGAACAAGACAUUAACAGAAGAUGAAAUUGCAACCAUUCUAAAAUCUACAUUGAAAGGAUUAGAGUAUUUGCACUUUAUGAGAAAAAUACACAGAGAUAUAAAAGCUGGAAAUAUUCUGCUCAAUACAGAAGGACAUGCAAAACUGGCAGAUUUUGGAGUGGCUGGCCAAUUAACAGAUACAAUGGCAAAACGCAAUACAGUGAUAGGAACUCCAUUCUGGAUGGCUCCUGAGGUAAUUCAAGAAAUAGGUUAUAACUGUGUGGCUGACAUCUGGUCUCUUGGCAUUACUUCUAUAGAAAUGGCUGAAGGAAAACCUCCUUAUGCAGAUAUACAUCCAAUGAGGGCUAUUUUUAUGAUUCCUACAAAUCCACCACCAACAUUCAGGAAACCUGAACUUUGGUCUGAUGACUUCACUGAUUUUGUUAAAAAGUGCUUAGUGAAGAAUCCUGAACAGAGAGCUACUGCAACACAACUUUUACAACAUCCUUUUAUCAAGAAUGCCAAACCUGUAUCUAUAUUAAGAGACCUGAUCACAGAAGCUAUGGAGAUCAAAGCUAAAAGACACGAGGAACAGCAACGAGAACUGGAAGAGGAAGAAGAAAAUUCGGAUGAAGAUGAGCUGGAUUCCCACACCAUGGUGAAGACCAGCUCAGAAAGUGUGGGCACAAUGCGGGCCACAAGCACAAUGAGUGAAGGGGCCCAGACCAUGAUUGAACACAACAGCACCAUGUUAGAAUCUGACUUGGGAACCAUGGUUAUAAACAGUGAGGAUGAGGAAGAAGAAGAUGGAACUAUGAAAAGAAAUGCAACUUCACCACAAGUACAAAGACCAUCUUUCAUGGACUACUUUGAUAAGCAAGACUUCAAAAAUAAAAGUCAUGAAAACUGUAAUCAGAACAUGCAUGAACCCUUUCCUAUGUCCAAAAAUGUUUUUCCUGAUAACUGGAAAGUUCCUCAAGAUGGCGACUUUGACUUCUUAAAAAAUCUAAGUUUAGAAGAGCUACAGAUGCGGCUAAAAGCAUUGGACCCCAUGAUGGAACGAGAAAUAGAAGAACUUCAUCAGCGAUACACUGCAAAAAGACAGCCCAUUCUGGAUGCAAUGGAUGCUAAGAAAAGAAGGCAGCAAAACUUUUGAGUCUGAUUUCUUCUCUGUUUUAAUAGCUACUCUUGAGACCAAGAAACCACUAAGGAUUGAAGGAAUAUUCUGACUUUUUUAAUCCCUAAGAUGUAUGUUCUUCAACUAGGCAAAGGUCAAAAAUUUGUGAUGGUACAUACCUAGGUAACUUCCCACUGGAUAGAAUUUGCAAUCAUACCCACUGUGCUUUCCAGUUUUAAAUGAUGAGGACAAUAGAAAUGUGUUCCUGUUUCUCUGUCAGCUAUUAAUCCAGCAAUAAAGCUAAUCUAAAAUGAAAACUAUAUUAAAGAGAACUUGAAAAUCCAAAGCUAUGGUUGUACACUUGUACAGCACGGAAGGGCUUUAUGUUACAAUAUUCUUUAUUCCCAUCUAGAAGCCUAUUUAUUUUAUCCCCUUAGGUAGAUUUAUUUAUUUAUGCUAUUUCACUUUUUGUUUUUAAAAGACCACAUCAAGAUAGCUUUGGUGAAGGUGGGAACAUAAUAAUAGGUUAUAAUGCACAACCAAAUUGUAUAAGCAGGGGGCUAUGAGUGCAUCCUUAAAUUUCCAGGACAGCUUUUCAAUAGAAACUAUCCAGUAAUAGCAGUAGUACCCAAAUGAGCUCGACACUUUUUUUUUGUAUUGAAGCAAUACCAUUUUUACCUUUUGAAAUUUGAAAUUUUUGAUUUUUGAUACAAACAUAUGUAUGUCAAAUAGAACUGUAAUGUUUAAAACCAAAGAAAUCAGUGGACUCCUUGUUCCAAAAGAAUGUCUGGUAAAUAUUUAAAGAAAUGAAAUCUUAAGACAAAUGUGAUUUGUUAACAUUGUUUCAUGUUUCUUGUGUAGGUCUGAUAGCUAAACCAAAUCAAACUGUAAUAAGCUCCUCAAAUUUAUUUCUGUGAAAAUGUGCUCUAAUAUAAGAGGCCUUUUGUUGGUUUCAUUUAUUUCCUGGGAAUUGGUAAACAUCAUGUGCCUGAGAUAAAACGGCGAAAACAUUCGUUCUGAGCUGUGCAAGCCUUGGGAA
This is a messenger RNA of Perognathus longimembris pacificus (Pacific pocket mouse), 2634 nucleotides long. RefSeq names its product serine/threonine kinase 3 (gene Stk3). Gene Ontology annotation, biological process: intracellular signal transduction; protein phosphorylation; regulation of MAPK cascade. The coding region runs from base 159 to 1634 and encodes 491 amino acids. The transcript has 11 exons. Gene Ontology annotation, cellular component: cytoplasm. NCBI's taxonomy places the organism in Eukaryota, Metazoa, Chordata, Mammalia, Rodentia, Heteromyidae. The record is from RefSeq and is a predicted model, not a curated record. Gene Ontology annotation, molecular function: protein serine/threonine kinase activity; ATP binding.